AGCAUCAUGAGCAGCCCGUCCCCGCUCUUCCGCUUUCCUCGACACGAGCACCGGUUCCGUGCAGUGUCUGCGGACACGUCGUUCACGAUUUGACGAUCCCUCACGAAUUACGAUGCAACCCUCGAUGGCCGCAGAAAAAUCAGAAAGCGCGACUCCGGCGAGCCACACCCGGGCGUCUUCUAUCGACAAGACUACCAUUCGUGGCUCAGAUGAGAACGUCACCCGCAAGGCAGAGGAAGCAGGCGUCGUCUCAGAGAAGGGGGAGAAAGAGGAUGGCACGGCCAAGGAGGUUCAGACUACCGAACGACCUGAAGAGGUUACCUUCCCAGAUGGUGGUUUUCGAGCAUGGCUGGUGGCUCUCGGGGUCGGCUGUGGUAUUGGGGCUACCUUCGGUUUCGUCAACGCAUGGGGUGUCUUCCAAGCAUACUAUGAGGAAACCAUGCUUCCUGACACGCCCCCGUCAACCAUUGCCUGGAUAGGCUCUACGCAGUACGCGCUGGUCUUCAUUCCAGGUCUCUUAUUCGGCCGGUUGUUCGACAUGGGCUACUUCAAGGGGCCCUUGCUAUGUGCAUCCGCCGUGCUCGUGGCUGCUACGUUCCUCGUAGCAGAGUGCACGGAGUUCUGGCAGUUCAUGCUCUGUCAGGGCCUUGCAGUUGGCUUCGCAUGUGGGACGAUCUUUGGGCCUACUUUGGGUAUUCUACCACAUUGGUUCAAGAGAAAGCUUGGCAUCGCGUACGGCCUCACUGCGACAGGGUCUAGUGUGGGCGGAGCAUUGUUCCCCAUAGCUACGCGCAAUCUUAUUGAGCAAGUGGGAUUCAAGUGGACCAUGCGGAUAUUGGGCUUCAUCCUUCUGUUCCUCCUGGGCAUCUGCAACCUGACGACGGAACGACGACUUCCGCCAAAGAAGGAGCAAGGCCCGUUCCUGAACUUCAAAGCGUUCAGAAACCCGGCGUUCACGUUCUACUCCGCCGCGGCGUUCGUCAACUUCCUCGGGCUGUACACCGUCCUGACGUACAUCGACGUGAGCGCACAGGGCACUAACGUCCCAGAGAACCUGUCCUUCUACUUGCUGCCGAUAGCAAACGCCGGUUCGCUCAUCGGCCGUAUAGUGGGUGGAUUCCUCGCGGAUAGGUUUGGCCCUUUGAAUGUCAUUACACCCGCAAAUGUCGUUGCAGGCAUCAUGACAUUCGCAUGGCCAUUCGCGGGGGGCACAGCUGGUUACGUUGUCAUCGCCAUUCUCUACGGAAUGUCGUCGGGCAUCUUCGCUUCCCUCGUCGCCCCGCCCAUAGUCAGUAUGGGUGAGAUCAGGGACGUCGGCGCCCGCGUCGGCAUGGCGUUCACGUUCCUCGCGCUCGGAGCGCUUGCGGGCCCGCCGAUCUCAGGGGCAAUCCAGACGGCGACAGGCAGUUACAAGGCAGUUGGGUAUUACGCAGGGACCACGAUCGAGUUCGCCGUGAUCUUGCUGAUGAUCUGCAGAUAUCACGUCCUAGGAGGCAAAUUCUGGGGCAAAUGCUGAUGCCCUUGCGUCAAUAACACUGUUACCUCAAAACCCCUUUCGAUGCCACACCUUUACGAUUUAGACUUCGACUUCGAUGGAUCUGCAGA
This is a messenger RNA of Fomitopsis serialis, 1605 nucleotides long. Its product is annotated as MFS general substrate transporter. Bases 113 to 1516 code for a protein of 467 amino acids. The transcript is spliced from 11 exons. Gene Ontology annotation, biological process: transmembrane transport. The record is from RefSeq and is a predicted model, not a curated record. Gene Ontology annotation, molecular function: transmembrane transporter activity. NCBI's taxonomy places the organism in Eukaryota, Fungi, Basidiomycota, Agaricomycetes, Polyporales, Fomitopsidaceae. Gene Ontology annotation, cellular component: fungal-type vacuole membrane.